AUGAAGUUCUCAACGACCUCGACACUGACGCUUCUGUUCGCGUUCACCUCCUCCGCGCUCUCCCACUUCACCCUCGACUACCCGCUCACUCGAGGGUUCGACGAAGAUCUGGAAUCGCAAAACUUCUGCGGCGGCUUCCCCAACCCUCUGACGCCGCGACAGCCUUGGUACUACAAGAAUGGCCCCGUCGAGAUCGACUCGCACCACGAUUCUGCCACGGUCAAUAUUUACAUCUCGUACGAUGUACCCACCUCCGCCCAAUCCUUCCUGACGACCACUCAGGGCGCCGCCAUCCCUCCACUGAGGCACGACAUUGCCAUCACAGGCCAAGGUGAAUUCUGUUUCCACGCAAAUGCCUCGGCGGGUGUACCGGGCAUCGUUGCGGAGGACGGGCAGUUUGCGACCAUCAUGGUCGAAUACAUCAACAAUGUGCAUGGACACUUGUACCAAUGUUCGGAUGUCGUUUUCACGGACGAUAGCAGUGUGGGCAGCAACAUCACUUGCACCGAUGCUCUGACGGCUGCGAGCACUGCUACUAGUACAGGCGCAAGUGCGAGCUCGACGACGGGCUCAAGGACGGCCUCCUCUACGUCCUCGUCGACACGGUCGGCAACGUCAGGUGCUUCGAGUGCCGCUGCUACGACGGCAAACUCCAACAGCGGCGUUGCGAUGAUGGUGUCAAUCCCGAUGCUUGCUCUUGCACUUGGUCCCGCCUUGAUGGCCGGUGCCAUGUCGUUGGCGUAA
Pseudozyma hubeiensis SY62 is the source of this 744-nucleotide messenger RNA. RefSeq lists its product as hypothetical. Lineage: Eukaryota; Fungi; Basidiomycota; Ustilaginomycetes; Ustilaginales; Ustilaginaceae. The transcript has a single exon. The record is from RefSeq and is a predicted model, not a curated record. Bases 1 to 744 code for a protein of 247 amino acids.